This is a messenger RNA of Menidia menidia (Atlantic silverside), 2076 nucleotides long. The record is from the annotation of a GenBank genome assembly. NCBI's taxonomy places the organism in Eukaryota, Metazoa, Chordata, Actinopteri, Atheriniformes, Atherinopsidae.
AUGGAGGUGCAGCCGGAAUGUGUGGAGCCUCAUGUGGCCCCUCACUGUGACCCCCAGCCUACAGGGAAGAUCAACAAAGCUGCCUUCAAGCUCUUUGGGAAGCGACGCGCCGGCUCGGGAAUGGCCAGCUUCUUUUCCUUCAGGAACAAAGCUGCCGCCAACAGUAGAAACAGUGGGAAUUCUGACAACGGGAAUUCUUUGAAUGGAAGCUCGGCAGCAUCGGCGGAGCUCGUGAGGAGCAAAACACACGAUGGGCUCACGAGCAACGAUGCUGAUGGACAGAGAGGGGAGGGGCCUGCAGGCCUGGAGGCAGGGCCAGUGAGGUCUCUCAGCAAAUCGCUGAGCUUCUUUUCCCUUCUCCGACGUGGGAGUGUCAGGUCGGGUGAAAAUGGAGGGGUGGGGAUUGUGAGAAGAGGAAGAGGCCUGAAAGGAUUUUUUAGCAGCAUGCGUUGGAGACGUAAAGAGAAAGCAAACGAAGGAGAAAGGGAAGAGGUCGAAGGGAAGAAAGAGAAGGAUGGGGAUGUUGCGGAGGCCGAGAAGGUAAAAGACAUCACACUCACCCUUGAGCCGCCGCCACAUCAUCGCCAUGAGGACAGUGAAAAUGCCGAGGAAGGGCCUAACCUCCAGUCAAUAGACACUCCCACCACCAGUAUUACAAUGACACCCACACACUGUGUUGCCAUGCCCGGACCAUCUGGUGACCCGGGCUCCCCCUUUCCGUACACGCCCACCGAUUCGCCGCUGCACCCUCCUAUACAAAAAGCCAAAGCGUCAAUUUCCAGCCUCAGUCCCUCCAUCGCGACCCCCCCUCUGGAUCGUUGCAGCGCGGGCGACCAGCCCUCCGAGCCCUCGGUGGACCGGCUCUGCUCUCUCCUGUUCACCGAUGUCACGUCCCUGAAGAGCUUCGAUUCGCUGACCGGCUGCGGUGACAUUAUUGCCGAUGCGGAUGAGGAAGGGCCGGCGGGUAACGGAGGCAGCGGCACCAGCAGCAGCAGCAGCGGGGGCGGAGGGGCCAGCGUGGGGGGCGGAAUUGGGAAAACCGCUCCCGUCUCCGGCGGGACGUCUCGGACGUCCCCGUCCGCGGCCCCUCUGCCUCCGCAGAUGGCCCAGUCGAUGUUCUCUAUUUCCCAAAGCUCGGCGCACGUCUCCCUCCCCGCUCGAACCCGGGCGCCCCCUCCGCCGCAGCCGCAUCCGGCCGGAAGUGGCGUGGUGGCCUACAUGGGCGGGGGGGAAGAAAUGGCGAGUCCGGAAGGAGUGGACGACGCAGACAUGCAGGGCCUCUGGCACAUGCUCCCUUCCACAGGAGAGAGCUCCCCGGCGUUGCCGCGGCUGCAUCAGCCCGCGUCCUCCACCCCCACGUCCACUUAUCCGCCCCGCACCAAUCCGGCCAUCGGCCACCUGCCCUCGGCUCCCAGGAGUGUGGACAGAAAGGCGCCCCAGGUAAAGGCUCUAGGCCUCAGUAAGAUACCGGUCGUCGGUGCAGCGGGAGGCCGGGCAGCUAAGCCCCCCCUGCCUCACGCCUAUGGCCGACACCCUACGUCACCUGGGGAAAAAGAGCUAUUCAGUGACGAGGGUUACUGGGACACACCCUCGGCAACACCUACAGCAACACCCGAUGAGAGUGGGCUGCAGAGUAAACAGAGGAUCGCCCUGUCACGCGACAGUUGCUCCGGGGACCAUCUAUACGACCUGUACAACGAUCCCGAAGAGGAAGGGGAGGAUUAUGUCCGGGACGAGGACCUGAACAGUACUCCCUCUCCGUCCACCGAAUAUAAAAUGAGCCCCACCUCUCAGACAAGCCCCCCUUCCUCCUCCUCUGCUUCCUCUUUCCGAUCGGUGAAAGGGAGCACUAGCCUUCCCCGAGAAUCCAAGAUCCCAGUGAGCAGCAGACAGGCCUCCCCUCCCCACUCUGUAAGCCAGUCGGCCCUGUCGUCAGUUCUGGAGGCAGACCCCCCCCUGCCAAAGACCCAAGCAGCCCCGCCAGUCCGCACCAGAAUCCCUGUGUCCAAGGUUCCUGUGCGUCGUUCGGGAAACAAACCGGGCAGCACGACAAGAGGAGCUGAACACAAGAAGUAG